This is a messenger RNA of Xenopus laevis (African clawed frog), 4777 nucleotides long. RefSeq lists its product as uncharacterized. Bases 59 to 4366 code for a protein of 1435 amino acids. The record is from RefSeq and is a predicted model, not a curated record. NCBI's taxonomy places the organism in Eukaryota, Metazoa, Chordata, Amphibia, Anura, Pipidae. The transcript has 2 exons.
GGACAGAAUCUUGAAUUGAUUUGUUACUUCACGCUUUUACAGUUCAGUAUUUCAGUACAUGUCAAGUACAGAAAAAGUCAGAAAUCCCAACAGCUCGGCAAGCUUAACACUGGAAAAGUUCAUGGUUAAACUGUGUACUCCCCAUCAAAAACAGUUUAUUAAUGUGUUAAACAAUAUCUGCACUGAAGACUCAUCUAAUCAAGAAAAUAGCACUGUUAUUUCUGAUCAGCAGAACAUGGAGUUAGACAGUAAAGAGUAUGCCAAAACCAUAUUUGACCCCUCAUUGUUGCACCUCAAUAAAUUAGUGUGUCAUACCCCUUCAAAUGCACCUACAGAUUUGGACAUUAAAAAUAAUGCUACAGACUGUGCAGGUAACCAAGCGUUCCUUGAUCUGGUUCCAGAGUAUUUAACUGCAACAGAGAGGCUGUCUCCUGCUGGCUGUUCAGUGACUAAAUGCACACUUUUAAACUGCUCUUUCUUGUCCACUGACCAUGGAGAACAAACUACAGAAAAAAAACUUGUUUUAUGUAUGAAAACAUCAGAAAAACAGUAUAAAAUUCAUAAUAUGAUCUGCCAAACUAGUUUCACCGAAAGGUGUUUUGUACCUCAAAAGCAUUUACUGAAAGACCUGUCAAAUGAUACACCAGGUUCAGAGUUUGGUUCAGUCAUACCUAAAAUAUCAGAGAACGAAAAUUCUCUUCAGUCUUUUCCCAAAUCACUACUUCUGCAUGCAGCGGAGAGCGACUGUAAUUUAAAGCAAGACAGUUCCGUAAAUUCAAGCAACAUGGACAACCGUUUUGUUAAUGGUGAUAUAAAUUCACUGAAAUCUUGUUGUCCUAAAUCCGUUUCUUUGCCAUCUUCAUGCAAAAAUGGUUUACAAGAGAAUAUUAAGCCACACACGUCAAUUGAAAAAUGUAAAAGAACUGAGAAAGUGAGCGAUGACCAAAAUUACAUUGUUUCCUUAAAUCAUCCAAUAAAUGAACAUAGACUGGAAAAUCCAAGUUCUGCAUUAUAUACAGUGACUGCAGAAGAAUAUAACACUGCGCCACAAUUGGCUACCAAUGUAGGAAUUCCAGAGGCUUUGUCAGAAGGGUUUAUAUCACUUGUAUGUAACAAAGGAUGGAAAGACCCCAUUCCCCUGAGUGAUCCAUCUAGUAAAAAUAAAACUGAAACCCAACUUGGUCCUCGGGCUGUAGACUCUGCCUGUUGCAACUGGAAAGUUACAGCAUUAGGACAAGCGGAAAAUUGCAUUGGGCCAGUUACUAUAAGUAAUUUGUCACCUGGAGAUUUUGGUCAAGAAAUGAUUCAGUAUGUAAAUGAAAGUGUUAAAAGUUGUACAGAGAUUGAUCUCAUUACACCCAGUCUUAUGUGUAAUGCACAUAAGAGCAUUGAAAAUGUUCCUAUUACAGUAAUUCAGAACGAAUGUUCUGCAGAUGUGAAUUCAGCCUAUUCACAAAAUAUACCUGUUUUUAACACCAAUUGUGCUGAGAUUGAAGAACCUCAACCAACCACAGAGGAGUCUGUAUCUCUUUCUUGUUGCAGUGAUAUUCAGGGUAACAUCUUAACUCCUAUUUGCUGCUCAAAUCUAGAAAAUUCUGGGAAUUUAUUUCAGUAUGUAACAUUUUCAGUAGAUGGGCCUGGUAGUGAGCAUUCCACAGACACUGUCAAUAUAUCUUCAUUUUGCAAGGGUGACCUGGCAAUUCCUGAUAUACAUGUAGAAAAAUGUUCAGUUCUUAAAAAUCUAGGUACUUUAGAACUAUUACAAAAAACAAUUGGAUGUUCAGCAUUUCCAAAUAUCAAAGGAAAACAGGUGUUUGGUCAUAAGCGCAUUCAUAAUUCAGAAAUGGGAAUUGUAGAGUCUGCAUUAAUAAACGAGCGUGAACAUUUUAGUUCAGAUUUUUCAGGCAGUUUACAGAUCGAAAGAGAAUAUUCAUCUGAAGGGAAUAGAAUAGAUUAUGGCAAUGUUCUAAGUACAACAAAGGAGGAACUUGAAGAUAAAUGUCCAGAAAUGUUAGAAUCUUUUCAAGUAAAACUAAGAUGUUCGACUGCAGCAAAUAAUUUAGAUGAAAGUUCUAUGUUUAUUUCCAUUAAGGAAAAUAUUCCCAGUCUGUUGUCUAGCAGUGCUGAACAUUCUGUCAGUGGUCUAGAAAAAGAAACUGCAAUUAAAGAGGGGCAGCAUUGUGAUAUCACUACAUUAUCCAAUGAGCAAAACAAAAUACUAAACUCCUUGGUAACAAAGAGUUUGAGUGAAGAGAAAACCAUAAACACAUACAAUCUAAAAUCAGAAAAUGUUUUCAAUGAUAAAAUAUCAUCUAUGUCAUUAAAAAAGAAAUCCAAAAACAUUCUAGCCCCAUCUGACAGACGUUUAAGAAGUCGGCAUACCCAAGAAUCCGUGGAAAACUACAGUGUAUCUGGUACUAUUUCAGAUACACUGCAAAGUCCAAAUCUUCAGAUUUAUGUAUCCACGCUUCCAGAUACAAAUAAUUUAGAGCGGGUUGUAGAGGUUAGAAGUAAAACAAUAUUAAAAUCUACCCUAAACCCUAAAAAAAAUAUUUGUGAGAAAACAAUUGACCGUUCUGAGAAAAAUGAUCCAGAGCUUAUGUUAAGAAAUUUCCCAACUACAGAAAUGGGUGUUUUUUCUGACAACUGUUUAUCAAAUAAAAUGUCUCUCCGAUGUAAGCAGAAAAAAAAAGUUAAAAUAUGUGUGAAUGUAAAUUCCAAAGAAAGGAGAGUUUAUUUUCCUUCAGAAAAUAGUUUGAGAAGCACAGAUGAUGGGGAUAUAGAUCUAAAAGUCAAUACAUCGAUGUUAACAACUACCUCACACUCAUUCAGGACAAGGAAGGAAAACAAACGCAGGGCAAAAAAACUAAAACAUGAAAGUUUGGCUUUAUUGAAUUGCAGUUCAGCACCUAUCUCACUGGAAAAUACAAAUAACCAGUUCAACAGAAAAGCAAAUAAAUCACAGCAUACUGGCCAACAGUCACAUGAUUCUUUGAAUGCAGUUAGCCUAAAUGAUAAGAAUAUUCCAAACCACAAAUCAAAAUUUGUUGAAUGGUAUUCAGAAGAAGAAAAUCAGGAACGGAUAGCCAAUUUUAACACCAAGUUUAUGUCACUUCACAAGCGCUGGAUUCCACUUGAAAAGGAAACUCCAAAUGUACAAAAAUCUAAAAAUAAAUCUGACAAAUUGAAGGAAAUUUGGAAAACAAAGAAAAGAUUGCGCAAAAUCAGAAGUACACAAGAAUCUCAACAAUGUUCUGCUAUGCAAAUGUUAUUUCUGAGUAAACUUAAUUUUUCUGAUAUUUGUAAAUAUUUUUUGGAAACAACAGAAACAAGAUCUUUAGUGAUUGUAAAAAAAUUGAACACCUGUCUUCCUGAAGAUCUUCCUUUACCUAUAAUUCCGCUGCCAAAGUAUCCAUCUUUCAUUUCUUAUCAUCAUACUUUACAAGCAGAACGAUUGAAAAAACAUCUUAAAAAAUUUGCUUCUGUUUUUCCUGCUCGUAAUAAUCACAAGACAAAAGAAGCUAUAGUUAAUUUAAUUCGAAAUGAAGAAUUGCAGCCAAGUAAAACUGACUUUGAUGGAAAAGGAAAAUGUGAUACAAUACAAAAACCUGGACUCAAAAGGGAAAAGUCAUUGGUUAACUUAAAUAAUCCUGUUGUGGCCCAAGGAAAAAAGUGCAACAGUGUUCAUGGAAAGUUACAACUCCAGAGCUUGUCUAUACCAUAUGCAAAAAGUAAACCUGAAUUAAAUGUUAAAGAACGCAAUCCAAAUUCUAAAACGAGCAACAGAAAGGGCACAUAUUCCAAAUUAUCCCUGGAGGUUACAAGAGAUAUACCUAAACUCAAAAAAUUGUCUGCUGACAAACAAAGAGGCCAGAAACGUUCUAAAGAACACCUUAUAAAGUCUGAAGCACAUUUAAGAAAGAAACUGAAAACUGAUCUAAAAGCCAGCACAGAAAAUGUCAGUUACAGUAAGCAUUCAUUACCAGCCAAUAAAGUUCAAAAAGUUAAAUUAGAUGCUGGUGUCAGUCUUCAGAACAAGCAAAUAGCAAAUAAAAUGGAUAAGCCUGAGAAUGAGUGUCUGAAAAAUAAGAAAGCAACAACAAAAAAAGGUUCCAGCAAAGUUCAACUUGUGGGCCUUACAUGUUCAGCUAAAACGAAUAAAAUUAAAUCAACAAAGCAAAAACAUUUUCUGUCUAAAAGAACAAGAGAUACCGCAACAUCAUCACAGAUUAAAAGGACAGCUGAAAAGAUGCUUACUAGAUCUUUGAGUAAAAGAGCUUCUGGGCCGCCACAACAAAAGAGAAAUCAAAAGUCAAAAUUGGACCCUACAAAACAUAUCAAGAGAGAUUCAUUUCAGGUUAAAUAAAUUACUUUGCUGUGGUACAGUCAUAUUUUGCAUUAAAUAGUUUUAUAAGCUAUAGCAAUUCAGAGAAUCUGCAAAUCUGUUUUAAGAAGAACUGUAGCUAACCCACAAGUGGCUGUGAUAUAUUAAAUCUCUAUUUGGAUAUGUUUUCACAUAUAUUUGUUAGAUUUCAUACGUUGGCAGGACUUUAUUUCGAACUGGAUAUUAUUUUUGAAUCAUCUAAAGAAUGCUCAUUUUAUUUUUCUGCCUCACUUUUAAGACACAAAACUUUUUGAAUAGACUCUUAGGGGGUAAUUUAUCUAAAUUUUUUCUGAAAAAAACUCCGACCAAAUCUGCACAGGUUUAUUCGCCUUAUUUAUUAAUACACUUUCCCGAAAAAUUUGUUUGCACGAAAAAACUCAAAACAAUCAUGAA